This is a messenger RNA of Salvelinus namaycush (lake trout), 1266 nucleotides long. RefSeq names its product testican-2-like. The transcript is spliced from 13 exons. The record is from RefSeq and is a predicted model, not a curated record. Gene Ontology annotation, molecular function: calcium ion binding; protein binding. The coding region runs from base 1 to 1266 and encodes 421 amino acids. Lineage: Eukaryota; Metazoa; Chordata; Actinopteri; Salmoniformes; Salmonidae.
AUGAGAGAUGUGGUUUGCCUUCUGGUGCCAGCCGUCGUACUGUUCGGCACAUCGAUGCAGGUGGACGUGAAAGGUGGGAAAGAGGGAGAAAAAGCAGGGAAUUUCAUGGAAGAUAAGCAAUGGCUAUCAACCAUUUCUCAGUACAGCCGGAAGAUCAAACACUGGAAUCGCUUCAGAGACGAAGUUGAGGAUGAUUACAUCAGGACUGUGGAGGAAACCCCAGGCUCGGAUGAAACUGUGGACACCACCAAGGAUCCGUGCCAGAAGGUGAAGUGUAGCCGCCACAAGAUCUGUGUUACCCAGGGUUACCAGAGAGCAACGUGUGUCAAUGUCAACCGGAAAAAGCUGGAGCACAGAGUCAAAGAGCCUGUAGAGCUGAUGCCUCAUGAGAACACCUGUAAGCCCUGCCCUGUGGCCGCUGCCUCCCCUGUGUGUGGUACGGAUAGACACAACUACGCCUCUCAGUGUAAAUUGGAGCAGCAGGGCUGUCUAACAGGGAAGGAGCUGAGUGUGAAAUGCCAGGGCAUGUGCCCCUGUGCCACCGCUGCCGCCCCCAUCACAGAGACCAAGGACAAACACGAGAGCUGUACUGGGCAGGACCUGGCAGACCUUGGAGACCGCCUCAGAGACUGGUUCCAACUGCUCCAUGGAAACGCCAAGCAGAACAACUCAGGCAAGCCUGGACCUGGCACCGCCUCAGUCCUGGACAAGAGCCUGGUGGCCAGCUGUAAGGAUUCCAUAGGCUGGAUGUUCUCUAAACUGGAUACUAAUACGGAUCUGUAUCUGGACCAGGCCGAGCUGGCAGCUAUCAACCUGGACAAGUAUGAGGUGUGCAUCCGGCCCUUCUUCAACUCCUGUGACGGAUACAAGGACGGGAGGGUAUCCACCGCAGAGUGGUGCCUCUGCUUCUGGAGGGAAAAGCCCGCUUGUCUGGCUGAACUAGAGAGGAUCCAGGUUCAACAAGUGGCCAAGAAGAAGCCUGGCAUGUACAUCCCCAGCUGCGAUGAGGACGGCUACUACAGGCAGCUGCAGUGUGACCAGAGCAUGGGAGAGUGUUGGUGUGUCGACCAGCACGGAGGAGAAAUGAUGGGCUCUAGAAUCCAUGGCAACCCUGACUGUGAUGAGCUGGUGGGAUAUUCCGGAGAUUUUGGGAGUGGCGUGGGAUGGGAGGAUGAGGAAGAGAAGGAGGCGGAGGAGAACGGAGAAGAGGCGGAGGAGGAGGAAGAGGAAGAGGGGGAGGCAGACGACGGAGGAUACAUCUGGUAG